CGUUCUUCCUUAAGGCGAAUGAAAUAGAUACUGCAAACAUAUUUUAUAACCUUACGCAGCAUCGCGGUCUCAUUUUGGCGGUCUUGAGUAAAUGCACAACUAAGAGCGGCGGGCCCUCAGGGCCCCCGCAAGAGCGGCCAUGUUUCAAUACUCUGACCAUCAUAGGCGGCUAACGGACCCGGCGUCCUCUGUGGACGAGAAGGUCAAGGUCGCAUCGGAGCUGAAAGAAAAUAUUGAGAUUGUGCUGACCGGGGAGUAUUCCUCCUUCUUGUCAACGUUUUUCAGACCGUUUUGUGAUAUUCUGCGCACAGUUCCACCACAAUUUGCGGAUACGCCUGAGCAUAAGCUCCGUAACAAUGUGGUGGACAUCCUCACACGACUGCCACAAAACGAAGCCUUGCGCAGCCACAUAGUUGAACUAUAUGACGUCUGUCUGAACGUAGUCCAGACAGACAACCAGGACAAUGGCUUGCCUGCCAUCAAGUUGCUCCUGGACCUGCAAAAGGGCUUCAGGACCUUUCUGGAGGGGCAGGGGUCGCUGCUGGCGCAGUUUCUCAUGAAGUGCUUCGCCAACCUCUCCUCCACGGUUUCCGAGGUGUUGGACCCGGGGCCGGAGGGCGGCGAGCCGCCGUACGCCAAGGUGCCCUCGCAGGCCAUCCCCGGCUUCAAGUCCUUCAAGGUGCUGGCGGAGCAGCCGUUCGUGGUCAUGUACCUCAUGAACGCCUACGAGCGGCUGCGCCCCGUGGUGCUGCCUCAGCUCGUCCCCCUCAUCAUCCGCGCAGCCUGCCUGCCCGGCCCCGCCCUCUCCGACCCGCACGUGCGCGGCCCCCUCGCGCAGCACUACGCGGACUUCCGGCUGGUGCAGGUCCGCUGCCUGCAGUACCUCCUCUGGCUGCUGCGCAACGCAUACACUGCACAGCAGGCGGCGGCAGCGGCGGCAGCCGACGGGCGGCACUCCGCCUCGGCCGCCGCAGCCGCCUCCCUGGCCUUCCCCAUUGAGCCCCAUGUGCCCGCCAUUGCGGAAGCACUGGUGCACCUGCUACGGCAGUGUCCGGAUGUGGUAACCACACGCAAGGAGCUCAUGAUCGUGACGCGGCACAUGCUGCAAACCGCCGUGCGCACGCACCUGCCGGCGCACAUGGACGAGCUCAUGGACGAGCGCGCGUUGUGCGGCGCGGGCCGGGCGUGCACGGAGACGUUGCGUCACGGCGCGUGCGGGCUGCUGGCGGAGAUAGUGCACAACUGCCGGCGGCAGUUGCGGCCGCACCAGCUGGCUCGUGCCACGCACCUCUUUGCCUCCAUCACCUACGAUGCCUCGCUGCCGACGUCCACUCGGGCGACGUGUCUGCGGGCCAUGUGUGUGCUUGUGGACCCAAUUCUGCAGCAGGCCAAGGCAGCGGCGGCGCAGCAGGCAGCGGCGGCAGCAGCGGGGGGCGCGGGGGCAGGGAGUGCGGCGGCGGAUCCCGAGGGGCUGAAGGCGCAGGGGCGGCGGCUGCUGGGGCGGAUCUUGGAGAGCUUGGUGGCGGCUCUGAAGCACCUCCGGAUGCAGGGCUCCCGCAUGAUCGCUGAGGCCCGCUCCGAGCGCGAGGUGCUGGACCGGCAGCGCGCCGCCAUGUGCUCCCCCUCGGGCGCCGCAGCGGCACUGGGGCCCGACGACAUGCUCUCCUCAGUCACCAUACCCGGCGAGAAGGAGCGGGAGGUGGUGGAGAGCCGCAACAUGCUGCAGGGGCUGCUGCCGCACAUGAAACACCUCGCGUACGCGCUAGCAAAGUACAACAGUGUCGUACAGCAGCAACAACAGCAGCAGCAGCAGCUUGGUGGGGGUGCGGCGGCUGGUGGGGCGGGGGGGCUGAGCGAGGAGGAG
Molecule: messenger RNA, 1864 nt
Organism: Astrephomene gubernaculifera
Lineage: Eukaryota; Viridiplantae; Chlorophyta; Chlorophyceae; Chlamydomonadales; Astrephomenaceae
Source: the annotation of a GenBank genome assembly